This is a messenger RNA of Vespa mandarinia (Asian giant hornet), 997 nucleotides long. RefSeq names its product claudin (gene kune). Gene Ontology annotation, cellular component: septate junction; membrane. The record is from RefSeq and is a predicted model, not a curated record. Lineage: Eukaryota; Metazoa; Arthropoda; Insecta; Hymenoptera; Vespidae. Gene Ontology annotation, biological process: regulation of tube size, open tracheal system; septate junction assembly.
UAAAAUAUAUAGGCAAUAUAUGCAUUUAGUGUGUGGUGCGUUUAAAGUUUAUAUUAACGAGAAAUUCGAAGAUAGAACAAACGUGAGUGAAAUUAAAUACGAUCGUGACAAUAAAUAAUCACGAUAAUUUAAAUAACAAUUGUUUAUACGUAAUUGAGAGUUAAAUACAAUGGGAAAGUCACGAAAUGGAAAGACGGCAGUUAUCUUAACGUUAAUUGCUUUUAUAUUUGUGGUUAUUGCAUUCACCACACCCAAUUGGCUUGAAACGGAUGGUAAAUUGGAAAAUCCAACAUUUAGAAAAAUUGGCUUAUGGCAGGUUUGCUUCCAAGGUUUUGAAGAUCCACAUCAUCUGUAUGAUACUAGAUUCUAUGGUUGCUGGUGGGUUUUUGAAGAAGAAUAUUAUAUCAUUCACGAUAUUCUUUUACCCGACUUCUUCGUCGCAACACAAUUUUUCUUUACUCUGUGUAUGACAUUAUUAUUAAUCGCUGGAAUUUUAACUAUAACGUAUACUUGCUGUUCUCGACAUCAUGAAAAAUUUCAAUUGCUGUUAUGGGCAACCGGAGGAUCUUUAAAUUUAGCUGGAUUAUGCGGCAUUAUUUCUGUUAUAAUAUUUGGUGCCAGGGGUGAUGGACGUGAUUGGUUGCCCAAUUGGGAACACAAUGAUGUCAGUUGGUCAUUUGCUUUAGCAGUUGUUGGUAGCUUCACAGCAAUUGCCUCUGGUAUACUCUUUUUAAUUGAAGGGCGUAGAUAUAAAAAGAAAGUAGAACGAAUAUUGAAUGAAGAACAAAAAACGCACACUACUAUUUAAUGCAUUCUUAUAUGAUUUAUGCUAUUUUAUUUAUAGCAGAGAUUAAAUUAAAUAUUUUUAGUAUUAGGGCAUGUGUUCAGAAAGCAUGCAUUGCAUAAAUACAAAUAAAAAUCCGUCCAGGCACAAGUGCAUUCGCUAUAUCUAAUAUAGUAAAUUGCAAUAUGCCUAAAUAUAUAUAUAUAUAUAUAU